Messenger RNA from Melanotaenia boesemani (Boeseman's rainbowfish), 1116 nucleotides. RefSeq names its product PIH1 domain containing 1 (gene pih1d1). Bases 106 to 957 code for a protein of 283 amino acids. The record is from RefSeq and is a predicted model, not a curated record. The transcript has 11 exons. NCBI's taxonomy places the organism in Eukaryota, Metazoa, Chordata, Actinopteri, Atheriniformes, Melanotaeniidae. Gene Ontology annotation, biological process: rRNA processing; box C/D snoRNP assembly. Gene Ontology annotation, cellular component: cytoplasm; ribonucleoprotein complex; R2TP complex.
GACCGUUGCUAGAAGGAACAAGGAAGUCAACAGAAACGUGAAAUCUGGAGUCGUUAGCGGACUGAAUACACUAGACCUGUUGACAGAUUUCAGCUCAAACUGAGUAUGACGGACUCCUCGCUCCUCAGCUCUGAGCUGGAGUUGCAGCAGCAGGAGGAACUUUACCAGCAGCUGCUGUUACAGACGAUGGGAAAGCUCCAGACUGAAACUACAAACUCAAAACUAAUCAGACCUCAGCCCGGCAUGUGUGUGAAGACUUUGUCUGUGCCAAACAAGGAGAAAAUCUUCAUCAACAUCUGUCAGUCAGACUCUGUCCCGCCCCCGCCAGACCUCUCCAGGGACGAUCUCGUGCAGCUGCUUCAGUCAGAGGAUCCUAGUGGCUACAGAGUUCCCAUGAGCCUCGGCGAGCCUCAUACGGAAGUAGACAACAACUCUCUGGGCUGCACAGCUUACGAUGUCGUCGUCAACCAGGAAUUUUUCCGGAAGUGUCAGAAAGAUCCGUUAUUCCAGCAAUUUGUUAUUCUGGUUUCGGUGGAGGGUUUAGAGAACAAAUACAGUCUGGAGCUCAGCAGAGACUGGAAGGUGCUGAGGAACCGGAAGUUCUUGGGUUCUGUCAGCGAGCAGAACAUCCGGACGAAGAGCAGGCCUGUGAUUCAGGAGCUGCAGCCUCAGGAGGCCUCCACAGCUGCUGCUAGAAGACCAGAGUUCCAGCUGCUUGUGGAGCCUCCCGGUGGAGAGCCGGAGUACCUCAUCGCAGAGAUAAAGCUUCCUGGCGUGACUUCGUCUCGGUCUCUGGUUCUGGAUGUCGGGGAGGACAGGCUGGUCCUCACAGCUCGACCCUCUCUCUUCCAUCUUGACAUCUUCCACCCGUUUCUCGUCCACCAGGAGAAGAGCGUGGCCCAGUUCAACAUUAGCACGCAGAUCCUGACUAUCACCAUGCCCGUGGUUUCUUCGUGAAACUUAAGUUAUUUUUCUCAAUAGAUGCUCUGAUAAUAGAAGUUUUUUGUUUGUUUUCAUUAAAUAAAGUCACAUUAAUGAUGAACUACUCAAUGCUUGUUCAAAGAAGAUGCAGGUUAAACUAUUGUUUUUAUUUUUGGAAUAAAGUGAAAAAAUCCA